Hypoxylon trugodes is the source of this 1839-nucleotide messenger RNA. RefSeq names its product carbohydrate-binding module family 1 protein. The record is from RefSeq and is a predicted model, not a curated record. Gene Ontology annotation, biological process: carbohydrate metabolic process. Gene Ontology annotation, cellular component: extracellular region. NCBI's taxonomy places the organism in Eukaryota, Fungi, Ascomycota, Sordariomycetes, Xylariales, Hypoxylaceae. Gene Ontology annotation, molecular function: cellulose binding; hydrolase activity, hydrolyzing O-glycosyl compounds. The transcript is spliced from 2 exons. The coding region runs from base 340 to 1551 and encodes 403 amino acids.
UUCCGACCAGUUCUAGAUUCCCCUGAGCCGUCGUUGCUAGUCGUCGGCUUCAUAUCGAAUGUUAGACCGAGAGGCAAGAUAUAGGAGGGUUCAUCAUGAAGAUCUUUCACAUGGUUCCCUCCUUCUACCCUGUUUCCUUGUUCUAUUUUCGGUCUGUGGCCAUCACCUUGCAUCUUCUAGAGCUAUAUCUUACCUACAAGUAACCUCACUCAUCUGAGCCCACUUGUUGAAUGCUAUAGCUACCUAGGUAUCAGCUGGGACUGCGAAGUCAAGAACCACGACAAGGACUAAGGACUUACACAGCUGAGUGGAACGGCGCAUUGGCUUCAACCCUUAGAGAUGGCUAAAAACUGGGGGCUCACGACUACAUUGGUAGCCAUAGCGUCGAUCUUUUCCGGCGUAUUCGCGCAGAACUACCCUCUAGUCACCGAUUCAAGAUGUAACUGCUACCGAACCAACACGACGACCUCUCACUACUUCACUCACCACCGCUUCUUCGACUUCCGGGAAAUGUCCCAAUAUGUCAAAGUACCAGCACCUAUUAACGACCCAGCAGGUGCUGCCAACGCGCCUGUGACGAACAACUACUUCAACGACCCUGCUUGGACAAGUGUGUGGUCCAUCCAGAAUUGGAACAACAGCGCUCUCAUGAACGGAAGUUCGGAUGUUACCGGAAGCGACGCAACGAUACUAAUGGUGAACACGGCGAACAACAUGUACUUCGACCAAAACAAGGAUCCAAACCCAUCGUCUAAGACAUAUCUCGUAAUGCGAACCACGCGCCACGAGAAGUUCCAGUCGGCUUCCGAGAUCGAGUCCAUCUCACUGGGUUAUCGAUACAUAUCGAUCCGCAUGUACGCCCGGACCAGGGGUCCCCCGGGAGCUAUUACGGCUAUGUUUACCUUCCGCGACGCGCAGAAGAUAGCACAGGUCCAGGAAGCGGAUCUCGAGGUUAGGACUUCGGACCCGAAGUACUCAAUCCAGUACACGAACCAACCGUCCUGGAACGAGACUGGAGAUAUCCCCCAGGCGACCCGCAACGUCUCGAUCCCGAACCGCGUGGAUUGGUCUAACUGGCAGUACCACCGAAUGGACUGGACCCCUGGCUCCACCAGUUGGUUCGUCGACGGACAGCUCAUGUCCUCGAUCCAAUUCCAGGCUCCCCGCGACGCAAGCCGUAUUAUGUUCAACAGCUGGAGUGACGGCGGUAGCUGGAGCGGCAACAUGACGACUGGUCAAUCGGCCGAGAUGCAGAUCCAAUGGAUUGAUAUCGUAUACAACAGCACGGAUCCGACCCCCGGAAACCCGUUUACUAACCCCGGAGCUGGAGGAUCUUGCGCGAAUACCUGCAGUAUCGAUUUGACCUCGAAGACCGGCACCCCUGUGCUAAUAUCCGGACCUCAAGGUUCGAAUCCUAGUCCCGGAGGCGGCAAUGCUUGCACUUCAGCUAAGUGGGGACAAUGUGCCGGCAAGACAUGGAAUGGAUGUACGGCCUGUGCCGCUGGAACCUCCUGCAAGUUCCAGAACGACUACUAUUCUCAGUGCUUGUGAUGGAUUUCUGGUUAUGUUAGCGUUGAUAUUUAUUGAUUUUCAUGCUCGUUUUGCUUAGCUGAUACCAAGAAUGAACUUAGAUAUAACAAUAAUUUAUACAUAAAAAUUUCUCUACUAAUUUUGAUGUUAUAUGAUGGUGUAUUUGUACUAUUCUUUCGAUAGAGAGUCAUAUAGGUGUUUAAGGGAUACCCUGCGAUGGUCUUUAAUAUCGGUGUGAGACAAUACUUGUAGUUGGGCUAAUGAAUCGUCUUGGACAUUGUAUAAGCCAUCGGUUGUCUAAAACCUAUC